UUCCUGAGUGGGACUGAAAAGUUAGGAUUUUACUUUCCAUAUCAGCUUGGAUCUUUGUUUUGACCAAAUUUAAAGUUUUGCCUAUGAAUCCUGGACUGCUUAAUGGAGGCAAAUAAGAAGCAGAGAUGAACAAUUUUAAUAAAAGUGUAACAAAGGUAUCAGUAGGACCGUUGACUAAGCCUGCCACUUUCACAUUUGUACCAGUGCUACAGAAAUUACCCAUUAAAGGCAUUCUUACUGAGGAGGAGCGAUCUGAAAGCCUGACAGGAGAUUCAGAUCAGAACAUAGCUUUGUCCCGUAAGAGAACAACCAGGGAGACCAUGUCAGACGGUCAGAUUUUCAAAGCAAAGAUUGUCUUUAUCAAGGACAUUUUGGAGGGACAUACAGCAGAACCCAAUCUGAAGUCUCCACAUGAUCAUGUGAGCCUCUCUCUAACCAGAGCCUCUCCUUCAGUCAACGCUUGGUCCAAAAAUACACCCAGUCACCUAACCAAAGGCACGGUCCCUAUGGAAACAGCUGUUGAUAAACAAAGGGGCAUUUCCCGGCAGAAGUCUCAUGAUAUCUCCAGACAUGCUGAGGUUAGCUUGGGCUGCUUUGCAGACAUAACUUCCAUGUCAGAAGACAGGACAAGCCCCACGCUCUCUGCAGACUUGUUUCCCACUCCAGCUUCAUCAAGGGAAUCCAUCCUCUCAGAGGGCUCGGAUAAAGACAGAAGCUGGUCCGCCAUGCCGCUUUCGUCUGUAACCUCUCCUGCCUCCUUCAGCCGCACUGUUUCAUCUUGCUCGUCCAUCCGCUCUGGUGUUUUUUCCCCUGCUGUCAUCCAGAUUAAGAGGCACUUUCUUGCACCUGGUUCUAGUUUGGUUCACAUCCCUCAAACCUGUUUCUCAUCCUGUGACAGCCUGUCCUCUGUGUGUUCAGAGAUCUCCCCUCCUCGGCACCGGCCUCCUCUCACCCGGCUCUCCCUCCUCACUGCCAUCCUUAGGAAAGGUCGUCUUCCUGUCCUGUCUCCUACACCACAGAGACCUUACACCCCCUGCUGGCCUGUUAACCCUGUGACCCUGUCUUUCUGCAAUGCAUGCUCAGCUGCCUCUAGUGUGGCCUCCACUCCUCUCCAUUUUUCCUCUCAGUUCUCCUCAUCAACAUCUAUAGAUAGUCAAAACCAUGUUCACAGGGAACCAAGUAGGUGCAUCACUGCUCCCCCAACAGUGGAAUCAGGUGUGCACAAAAGGACAUACCCUCAAACUGACGUAAAAAAGUGCUCCGGGCAAAUUGGCUCAAGGAGUGAGCUUAGAAGGGAGCCCAUCAUUUCACCUCCACCGGUAAAGAGCAAUACACUGCCUCAAAGUCCUCUGCCUCUGUACUCAAACUCCAAAUCUGUUACUCAAAUGAACCUUGACAAAGCUGGCUCUGCAAGUACACUACACAGCUCCAUUUCCAAGUCCAGCAACACACACAUGUUUAUGAAGGGCCACACAGAUGGUAACUUUAAAAAACUCAUCUCCCCAUCCAUAAAACUUGUUAAUGAGUCGAAGACCUCUGCACCCCAGAAAUUGACUCUCCAACCAAAUUCAUCUCUUUCAAAGCUCCACUCGCUAUCUCAGCAACUGAGAUCUCUGCCUGCCUCUCCUCCUCAUCUACAGCCUUCUCAGUCACGCAUCACUGUUUCCUACCCUCACACAGAUGCAGCAUCUCCUUUCCCUCCUUCACAAAACACCAGCAGGGUGGGAGGAUGCACUUCAGAGAGGAGCUGCCCAGUUUCCAGAAGUGUUACACCUUUACAGGCUUUUCAGAAAUCGCACAACUUAUCUCCUUCUCGCUACACUCCCAUUGCUCUUUCUGGAUGGCUGUCGCCCACCAGCACCCAGACACUAACGCCCUCUCCUGCUCCAACAUUCAGAGACUUCACCCCAUCUCCUUCUCUUUCUCUGCGCUCCACACCCUCUCCAAGGCCGGGGAGUGGAAUUUCAGACUGCAGUGACAGGGAGGGUAAAAAAAGAAAGGUGCGCAAGAUUAAGUCAAGCUACAAGUCACUCGCUGCAAUUCCCACAAAUACCCUUCUAUUGGAGCAGCAAGUGAUAGAUGAGCAGGUAGAGAAAGAGCAGAGUCCCCACGACACACUGAACAGAUGUGUUAAAGACACCCACGCAGAGAUGUGCUCACCAGCUCAACUCAGGCAGCAGUCAGAGGAACUAUAUGCAGUUAUUGAUGAGAUAUUGGCAAAUUCCAUUCCAGCAACCUCAACAUCACCAAUCACCAAAACUGGCUUCCAGCAAAGAAACUCAUCAUUCCCAAAGUCCUUGGGGCGUGAAACCAAAUAUGCAUCUUUGUGCAGCUUGCACCCAUCCACCGGUAAGGAGAAAAAACUGAUGGAUCCCAAAAAGACGAAACCUGGGAUCAUUCGCCCAAAUACGGCCAUUCCGAGCCUCACAGGAAAGGUUGAAGACAAAUUUAAUCCAAAUUCCUUCCAACAGUUACUCAAGCAGACUUUAAUAGAAAAAAAAAAGAGGGAAAAUACGAGUCUUGAAGAGGGACAGAGAGAUUUGUAUGCAGGCUCAAGUGAGAAAACGCUUAAUGAGGAGAGGAUGCCUGAAAGAGGAAGUCCAUUCUCUGUGUGUGAGCUGCACAUUAAAGAGCCCGGUGAGGACAUCAAUCAUCUCAGCAAAGAAGCUCCAACAUCUUUCAGCACUACUGAGAAGCAUAUGGAAGCCUUUGAGACUCACAUUUAAAAUGUUAAAUUUUUCAUUCUUUUCACUGAAUGAUCAUCUGUUAAAACCCUAUUACAGACAUUGAUGAAUGACAAGAUGAUGGCACCUUACCAGAAGUAAGAAAUAAGUGAUUCUGUUUGAUUGUUUGUUGUAAUUGACAAGUUGUAGUUGAGACACCCGAGAACCUUAGCCUUGGAGGAAGGUGGGGAGGAUCAUUAUUUUCGGGGUUCAGUGCAGCUGUUAUGGUCUGUCAAUCUUCUCAUUUUACUUACAGCUUGUUUGCAAUUUACAUUAAUAAAUAGAGACAUAUUUACCAUUUUUAAUAUUUUUUGAAUUUCUGAAAUGAUUGGGUUCAUAACUUUGUACAAGGUGGACAGGAGCGUUUACCAGCUUCAUUAAUUAGACAAAUGCAAACUGUGUCUGUUGGUCUCUGAUCUUUUAGUGCUGGCUUCUGACUGAAAUCUUAUCAAUGUGUAAAGAUUUUCAAUGUUUUAGAUGGCACCUUGUGUGACAGUUAAAUCAAUAUAUUACAACCCUACAAUGAGGGAUUAGAUGAUCAAUUUUACAAAAUCAUAAAACAAUUUUACAGGUAAUAUUAGUACAAGAGUGAUAUUAUUGUAUGUCUUGCAAUGUCAUGUUUCAAGAGGGGAUGUAUUGCUGUGCAGAGCUAUUUUAUUCAAAUACCAGCGGCACAUGCAUUUGGUCUGUUGUUUCAUUAUUUCAUCAAAAGAUUGAAUAUGUGGACAAGAAAAACAAAGGACAACUGUAGCUGCCAUGUCCUGUACCUUGCUAUAUCAUAUUGAUGUAUAUGUCAGACAAAGAGACUGACAGCAGUGAACAGUCAUUAACCAAUAAAGAACUGACAUCGCUGCAAAGGUCACUCCAAACCUUAAUUUAGAAAGUACCAGCAUCCACAGGGGAGAACCACCAAAUCCAGAGCAUGAUAGAUGUAGAAACCACAAAAAAGAAAGUAGAAAGGAAUUUUUGAAUAAUGUUAUUAUUAUUAUUAUUAUUAUUAUCCUCAUUGAUUUCUGUCAGUAUUGCCACUCUUGAUGAGAAAUACUAAAUUUCAACAUCACAAAUCACAAAAAGCUAAGACCAUGGGGGCAGUAUUUAAUGACAGGUUUUUAAAUUCAUAUGAUCGCAGAAUUGUCCUUUUGUGUUUCAAUUUUGAUGUACAAACACUUGCCAGCCAUUUAAAAUUUGUGCAAUAACUCAAACAGUCUCUUAAUUUAAGUCCAUGUUGACUCAGUUUGAUUAACAAACUGUCCAUUUCUGCACCACCAAGAUAAAACAGUAUGCAAGCAAAGAAAUUGUGAUGAAGGACAUAAACUCUUUGUCUUUCUUUCUUUAAUUAAAGCACCACGUAUCCAGUUCCCUUAAAGAAACUGUCAUUGUCCAAAUUCAGACUUCUGGGACAGCAAAUUGAGAUUAGUGGUCUCCAUGGAAACAAAUAUUAUCCAUUUAGUGUUGUCUUUCACUCACUCUGAAACAGAAAGGCAUCAAAGUAUAAAAUAUAUAAAACAUAGAAUAGAUUUUUUUUAUUAUUAUUUACACUAAAUGGUUGAAAAAAAAGAAUAAAAUUAAAAAGUUUGUAUUUAAGUUUUCUUGCCUUCAGAUUUGAUUUUCGCCAUCCUUGGGGUAUUUAUGCAUUUCCUUGCUCAUUACAGAACAACUUCAUAUUAUAACUUGGUUUGAGUAUAUAUUAUAUAUAUAAUAUAUAUAUAUUAUUUUACUGCUGUGUCGUCUUGUUUAAAAC
This is a messenger RNA of Melanotaenia boesemani (Boeseman's rainbowfish), 4464 nucleotides long. Its product is annotated as muscular LMNA-interacting protein. The transcript has 12 exons. Lineage: Eukaryota; Metazoa; Chordata; Actinopteri; Atheriniformes; Melanotaeniidae. The record is from RefSeq and is a predicted model, not a curated record. Gene Ontology annotation, molecular function: transcription corepressor activity; lamin binding. Gene Ontology annotation, cellular component: sarcolemma; nuclear envelope; PML body. Gene Ontology annotation, biological process: negative regulation of transcription by RNA polymerase II. Bases 126 to 2726 code for a protein of 866 amino acids.